This is a messenger RNA of Poeciliopsis prolifica (blackstripe livebearer), 4584 nucleotides long. RefSeq lists its product as uncharacterized. Gene Ontology annotation, molecular function: potassium:chloride symporter activity. The record is from RefSeq and is a predicted model, not a curated record. The transcript is spliced from 16 exons. Gene Ontology annotation, cellular component: membrane. Bases 635 to 3241 code for a protein of 868 amino acids. NCBI's taxonomy places the organism in Eukaryota, Metazoa, Chordata, Actinopteri, Cyprinodontiformes, Poeciliidae. Gene Ontology annotation, biological process: potassium ion import across plasma membrane; potassium ion homeostasis; cell volume homeostasis.
UCAAAUCUUUGUGGAGGUGAAUGCUGCUCAGCACCAUCUCCACCUGGUGUUUUAGGUGUCGAUCUGAGAUUUAAGGGCAUAAAAAAAGCUUCCUAGGCAUAAUAGAAUGACUUUCGCCUCACUGUGACCUGAGGUGAUUCUUCUGAAAGUUCAUGGAAGAGCGAUGGGGGCCAAACAAUCACAAGUGAUAGACACCAUGCCUUCAAGGACGGGUUAUGGCUUAUAGCAGACUGCUGCUGCUGCUGCUGAUAGGAGCGACUGUCACCCACCUGCCUCAAGUAAGCGCAAGACCGAUUGCCUUUUGGUGUAACAUUGACGCUAGACAGCGCCUGAUGAUGGAUUUCAAAGUUGAGGGUAACUGUUCUGACACCCUGCUUUCUACUGUUCAUGUGCCAAGAGUGGGGGUGAAUUCGCCAGAAUAUGAAAAUUACACAUUACAGGAAAAACUGUCUGAAGUGCUGCAGGACUUCCAGGCAUUUCAAGAAACUGUCAAACACCUUAGGAAUCAAACCAGCACGGAGUGUGAGGACUUUCUGGAGAAGUUUAAUCACCGUAUUAAGCAUUAUAUGAUGCUUCUCAAACAUCACCCACAGGAUUUGUGGUGGGACAGGCUGGAUUGUACCAAGGCAUUCUCAUGUUUGUGGUGGCCUACUUCAUCAUCUCCAUGACUGUUCUGUCAGUGUGCGCAAUCUCCACCAAUGGAGCACUGGAUGCUGGAGGAGCCUAUUACAUGAUCAGCCGAGCUCUGGGUCCUGAGUUUGGCGGCAGCAUCGGCAUCAUGUUCUUCUUUGCUAAUGUGUGUGGCAGCGCCCUCUAUGUGCUAGGUCUGGUAGAGGCCAUGAUGGGCACCUUUGGAAUACCAGAAGAUCCAACCGUGGUUCCUAAUUCACACCAGGUCCUGCCGUCAGGUUACUGGUGGUCCCUGCUGUAUGGCACCGUUAUCCUCUUGCUGUGCCUUAUAGUAUGCCUGGUUGGGGCCCACAUCUACGCCAAGGCCACUUUCGUCAUCUUCCUGGUGGUCAUCUUGGUUCUGAUCAUGAUCUUUGUCAGCUUCUUUGUUGUGCAUCCUAAAAUGGUCACGUUGCCAAGCCCCUUCAAGCCAUCUAACGGGACGGGCCCUGUGUAUCCCACCACAGCUAAUUUUACUGGAUUCAAGCUGGAAACACUGCUGGGAAAUCUGAAGGCUGAUUAUGUUGAAGACUACACCACUGGGAAGAUGAUGUCCUUCGCCACCGUAUUUGCUGUCAUGUUCAACGGCUGCACCGGCAUCAUGGCAGGCUCUAAUAUGUCAGGUGACCUGAAGAAUCCCAGCUUCUCUAUCCCUCGUGGCACCAUUACCGCUGUCAUCUUCACCUACAUCAUCUACAAUCUGCUGAGCAUCAUGGUGGCCUGCUCCUGUGACCGUGUUCUCCUUCAGAGGGAUUACAGUUUUCUGAGGGACAUCAACAUCUGGCAGCCCUUUGUCAUCAUUGGAGUUUAUUCCUCUACAAUCUCUGCCUCAAUGAGCAAUCUCAUCGGAGCCUCUCGCAUUCUGUAUGCCUUGGCGAAGGAUGACUUAUUCGGUAAGGUGCUGUGUCUAGCUAAGAAGACAUCCCGCAGUGGCAACCCCUGGAUUGCUGUUCUCAUGUCCUGGUUCUUGGUGCAGCUGGUGCUGUUUUCAGGAAAGCUCAACACCAUUGCCAGCAUUGUGACCAUUUUCUUCCUGCUGGUGUAUGCUGCUGUAGACUUGGCUUGCCUUGCCCUGGAAUGGGCCUCUGCACCUAAUUUCAGGCCCACGUUUCGUUACUUCACCUGGCAUACCUGCAUACUGGGCAUCAUCGGCUGUGCCGUCAUGAUGUUCCUCAUCAACGCCAUCUACGCCUCAGCUAGCAUUGCCUUCAUGCUGCUCCUCCUCCUGCUGAUUCACUACCUCAGCCCCACGUCCAGCUGGGGAUACAUCAGCCAGGCUCUCAUUUUCCACCAGGUACGGAAAUACCUUCUGAUGCUAGAUGUCAGGAAAGACCACAUCAAGUUCUGGAGACCUCAGAUCCUCCUCAUGGUUUCCAACCCUCGCAGCAGCGUGGGCCUCAUCACUUUUAUCAAUGACAUCAAGAAGAGCGGCCUCUAUGUGCUGGGACAUGUCCAGCUAGGAGACCUCAGCACUUUACCAUCUGACCCCUUGCAGGCUCAGUAUGACUCAUGGCUGUCCCUGGUAGACCAUCUGAACAUCAAAGCUUUUGUCAACCUGACUCUGGCAGAUUCUGUCCGUCAUGGCGUCCAGCAUCUACUCUUCAUCUCAGGACUUGGUGGGAUGCGCCCCAACACCUUGGUCCUCGGUUUCUAUGACGACUGCCUUCCGAAAGAUAAGCUGAUUGAAUCGUCAACGUCUUCCACCGAGUCCACAGAUCCCUUCAGUCCUUCUCUGGACCUCGAGCAGCCCCCUCUGCACCGCUUUGCCUCCCUGCGGGGGUCCAGCGACAGGCAGGAUUAUGGUGAAUUUGGGGAUGGGAAGGUUUUAGGCCCCCAGGAGUAUGUCUCUGUUAUUUCUGACGCCAUGAAGAUGCUCAAGAAUGUGGUUCUUGCGCGAUAUUUCAAUGACUUUGAUAAAACUCGGAUCCUUUCGCCUCCCUCCGCCCUAGCAAAAGUGGACGUGUUUGUUGAUGUUUGGCCAGUAAACCUCCUGCGCCCGGACAGCUGCAGCUACGUCGACACCUGCUCCCUGUUCCUGCUGCAGCUAGCAUGCAUCCUCAACAUGGUGAAAGCCUGGCGCAAAGCUUCUCUGCGACUCUUUCUGUGCGUGGAGGAGGGGCGAAGCGUCAAGGGCCCGGAGGCCAAACUAGGCCAGCUCCUCAAAGAUUUGAGAAUUAAAGCGCAAGUGAUAACCGUACCCUGGGACCAGGUGGUGGCGCUGCACUGGCAGCGGCAAAGUGGAAUCAACAAGAACCUGAUGUCCAAGUCUCCAGACUUGACCGCUGAUGAGAUGGAGGCCAGAGCAAUCGAGGAGGAGAGCGAAGAAGACUACGCCAACAGCUUCCCAAGCAACGCCACACGCGUCUCCGAUGACUACCUCGUGGCUGUCAAUAAGCUGAUCCUGGAUCAGGCAAUGCCACCUCCUGCCGUGCGUUUCCUGUAUCUGCCCCGCCCCCCAGCCGACACCCGGCGAUACGCCACAUACUUACACCAGCUGGAUCUGCUUACUCAGGAUUUAGGACCCACUCUGCUCAUCCAUGGGGUCACACCUGUCAUCACCACUGACCUGUGAGCUCUCCUCUUCCUGACGUGUUCAGUGAAAGUGCCUUACACUCUGACAGUGAGCAAAGUCUACAGUGUCCCCAUUAAAGGUGUGGACUGCAGCUCUGCAUCGACCUCUCCUUUAUCACUGCUAGCCCACUGACAUCACCUUCUCUGCCUUUAUAAUGCUCCUUUUUUUAAAAUUAUUUCCUUUUUAUAUGUCUUGUAACUUCUAAAUAACUGGACGGUUAUCAAGUACCAGAAGGAAUCUCUGGGGAAACCUCACUGUAGUUUUAAGCUCAGCCUAGAGUCUGAUUUCAUUGCUCCAAAUGACCAUUCCACAUGUUCUUGGGUCAAAAAGUACCUCUUUUUACUUGGGAAACAGAAGUUACACAAUGUUAAUGCUUAAAGCAGUCAUUCCAUUUUUCUUUUCCUGGUAAUAAUACCAGAGGUUCUUCUACAAUGUGCUCUUUUUUAUUUCCAAAUGAUAUUAUGUGGAAUCUCAGGACAUCAUUUCUUUUAUCCAAAUGCACUUUUGCCCUCUUCUGCUUCAGCCAAACUGCACAGUGUGCAGGUCUUCAGAAGAAAACUUAACAUUUUUCAGCUCCAUUGACUGUUCCAACUAUCAUAGAGAUUUUCUCCAUUUGUUUUUAUUAUCUCCUACAAUCUUGUCACUUUUGGUUUACUCUCAGUGGCCAUGUUGGUUGACCGGCCUUGUGCUAAAUUACCCGUAUGAAUUUAAAUAUCUGCUCAUGUCUGCAGUCACACUCAUUACCUAAAGUGCUUGUAACAUUGAAAAAAAAAAGUUAAUGAAAAUUCUGCUCAACUGUGUGGACAAAGGAGGAUUUAUUUGAAUGUAUAUUAGGGCAGAGCUGUGGAACCAUAUGCUGCCUCACAGUCAGCUUGCAUCUGUGAACAACUCGGCAUACUCUGACAAUGAUGCUUCCUUUGUUAUACCCUCUGUAGCAUCUGUAACAACAAUCUCAAUGCUUUGAUAAACUUUCCCUUAUGAGUCGUAAAUUAGACCAGCUCCCUAAGAACUUCAGCACAUUUGAAGCCAAACAUUUUUGCUGAAAAGAAAACCUGGUGCUCUGAUUUCACUCUUAACCUGACAUACCUUUGUAUUUUUUUUUUACUCAAUCCAAAAUGUGCUUCCUUGUGAUCUUUGUACUUCCAUUGUUUUUCUACUGAUAUGUUUGUGCUUGGACACUACACUCCUCUUUAAACCACUGGCAAAGUAGAUCCUUUGACUGGGAUUUUUGUUCUCCAUUUUAAAGGAGAACAAUAAAUUCAGUUGGACAAACAUUUGUGAAGGAAUUAGUAUUUGUAUUACUCUUGAAUUAUGCCCAAACUGUCCAAGAUGUUGAUCAUGUU